Cataglyphis hispanica is the source of this 3245-nucleotide messenger RNA. RefSeq names its product protein artichoke. The record is from RefSeq and is a predicted model, not a curated record. Bases 270 to 2648 code for a protein of 792 amino acids. NCBI's taxonomy places the organism in Eukaryota, Metazoa, Arthropoda, Insecta, Hymenoptera, Formicidae. Gene Ontology annotation, cellular component: extracellular matrix. The transcript is spliced from 6 exons. Gene Ontology annotation, molecular function: protein binding.
UUACUUAUCAAAGAUAACUAGUAUACAACUCAGUACUCUUUCAACACAGUUCGGAGAAACCGGUACUGCGCUCGAUCAUCGAUUUUCGUAGACGAAGGGAUCCUCGGAGCAAUCGAUUUUGUGAGAACGCGCGAUGAUACCGCGCGACCGAGAGCUCGCAAAUAUUGUUUCGAUAACGGCGACGAAGUGAAUUGUGUGCGGCUGUGCGAGAAUGUGGGUUACGCUUAUUCGACGACCUGACUCGCCUCGACGAUGAUAUAAGAAGGAACAUGGAGGAACGAUCGAUGAUGAUGCAUCGCGACAUGCCCCUGUUGCUGAUCACGUGGCUGACGAUUUUGUCGAUCGUGAGCUGUCAGAGCGUCUGCCCUGCGAGGUGUCUAUGCCACCUCAACCAAGUACCAAGGACUAUCGAAUGCUCGAGGCAAGGAUUACAGACAUUCCCCGAAAAUAUCAGUGACAUUGUCGAGCAUCUGGAUUUGUCGAGCAAUCUUUUGACUGAGAUCACGGACAAAAUUAAUCAAUUGACUGAGCUGCAGUAUUUGAAUCUGGCUAAGAAUCAGCUCACUUCCCUGCCAAAUAAUCUUGAAGAAUUAAUAAAAUUGCGAAAACUAGAUCUAUCAGAUAACAUUAUCGCAAAUACGGCAGAUAUUGCUUCCAUUAACCAGCUACCGUCCCUGAAGAUUCUAUACAUCUCAAAGAAUCAAUUACUUGACUUAAAAGGGUUAACCAGCGAGGUACUUCAGGCAGUGGAUGCCGGCCAUUGCCUUAUAAAGGAACUCGGCAAUGCAUCUUUAAAUGGGCUUCCAAGUCUAACGACAUUGAAUCUCGUGGGAAAUCCGUUGAAGAAUAUUCAAACGCCCGCCAGUGAAACAUUGCGAUGGUUAGACAUGUCUAAUUGCGUUUUGAAUUAUUUAUAUCCAGAUACUUUGAGUAGACUUCCAGAAUUAGAAGAACUACGAUUGGUCAACAAUCCUACGUUAGUGUAUAGUACUCGACGCUCGACCUUACAACAUCCGAAGUUGAAGAGACUGGAUGUAUCGAGAUGUAAUCUCGACAGACCCGGUCUUCACGGUUUCCCGUCGUUGACGCACGUUCAUCUCUCUCACAAUGCGAUUCAUAUACUGCCGGAUCGUAUAUUCGCCAAGAACAAACAGCUGAUGCAUCUGUACCUGAAUGCGAAUAGUCUUGAGCGAUUGAACGCCAGCACUUUCGAUGGCUUAAUGAAGCUUCAGACGCUUGAUCUGUCUGCGAACAAUCUCGAGGAUAUUCCCUCGAUGACGUUCCAGGAAAACAUAGAUCUCAGACUGCUAAAUCUUUCCUACAAUUCUCUACGCCAAUUUCCGGAUUUCUUGUCUUUUGUUACGUCGCUGGAUCUGUCCUUCAAUUUGAUCAGCCACUUCAACGCAAACUCUCUGGAGAACAUGCCUAGGAUUAGAAGUCUAAACUUGAGGAACAAUCAACUGCAAUUAUUGCCACGCGGUUUGAAAUCGAAAACAUUAAAAGUACUAGAUGUGCAGAGAAACAGACUCGUUGAGUUGCACAAUGACAGCUUCGCUGAAUUAUCGUCGUUGCAAAAAAUCGACUUGUCAGGAAAUCGCUUGACGGAGGCGAUGGAUCCUGAUAUAUUUGAAAAUAAUCUAGAUUUGACCGUAAUCCGUUUAGAGGAUAAUCCGUGGAGAUGCGACUGCACGCAACUCUACGAAACUUUCGAAUACUUAACAAUUCCUGUCAGCAAAACGGUGGCAUCGAGCUUGAUUUGCCAGAGUCCAGCGAACGUUUCCGGUUACUCGUGGGAAGCCGCGUGUUUCGAUGCUUGGAACACCGACAUAUAUUAUAACAAAGAUAGAACUUGGGGAAUGGUAAUGGUCAGUUUGCUUAUUCUGGUCGUUCUGUGUGGCAGUGUGGUGUCGAUUAAACACACCAUGAGAAUAAAGAGAAGAGUCCUAGAGCAGAGGCGGCAACUCGAAUUGGCAGAAGAGAGAGAAAGAUUACGACUUUUGUACGCAAGACGAAAUCAACGUUUGGAAGAAGAAAUAGAAGACGUAGAGAAUUCGGAACCCAGAAUUAAUCCUCUAGAAUUAAUCGGUCCACCCACCUACGAGGAGGCAGUCCAGAUGCCCAGAUUAGUUCAUUCCAUGGAUGCUUUGAACGAGAUCUCCGUUGAAAAUGGUAUUCUGCGUCCCAUGAGUUCCGUGGACAAUCUACGGGUGAAGAAAAGAAGAACAAGAAGAUCAAAGACGAAUCGAAAACGAACUCAGAGCGAGGACGAUCUACUGAGAAGAGAAGAACGUCGGCAGGAACGGAUCAGAAGAGAGAGGAAUAAUUCCAGCGGCAAUAUCGGUGAGACCAUGGAUCAAUCGCAAAAUACGAACCCCAGGAAUUCUAGGGUCUCGAUGACACGCAGAUCUAGGAGGCACAGCGCUGUGGAGGAGUCCUUGGAAUCCAAUAGUAGCAAGGACAGACCGAGGCCGCAAACCCCAAACACGAAAAAGAAAAGGAGAAGACAGAUGUAUCGAGAUGAACAUGUAACCGAUGAUGAGGCUUCCGACGUUCAGAUAAUGGAUUUUAACCGAUCCAUCGUCAUCAGAGAACUCCGACGCGAACCCAGAAGCGGUUAUAGAGAUUCAUUCGCACAACGCGAAUCGUAAAGUAAAUUAUUUAAAUUAUUUCAAGCGCAUACGAUUAAUUGUUUGAUACUUUUCAUAAAAAUAUAAGGAAUAAAUCGAAAGUUUUCUGCAGCAUCUUUGUUGCAUUUUGUGUAAAAACAUAGCUGUUUAAAAAGCGUAAAAUUUAUCUUUUUUGAUACAAAAAUAAUAUUAGAAAAUAAUACGAUUACACAUUUAAUACUAAAUCAGCAAAAUGAUUAUUGAUUUGAUAAAUAUCCUAUUAUUAUUCAAAGAAGAUUACAAUUGUGCAAAAAUGCAAAUUACAAAUCACAUGCACAAGAUUUGCGCUAGAGAAGGACAAAAGAACGUCUUUUCUUGAAACACUGUCUCUUCUGUCAAGUUUUUAUCUGUAAUAAAUAUCUGUCAUAUUUUUUAUAACUGUUGAAAUAGUAUCAAUCUCACAUUAUGGCUUUUUAUCAAUCUAAAAAAAUUAAAAUUCGUGGAGAUUAUAAUUGUAAAUGUCGCCUGUCAUUUUAUUAUAUCAUUUAUAAAAAUAAAAAAAGCGGAAAGAAGAAAUAAAGAGUGGACGUACUAUGCAUAAAUUUUAAAUGGUUAUAUCAUUAAACAUUUAGGAAUAUA